ACACAGAAGCAUUUUGUUGCUGGUGUGAAUCAAUUCGUCUUUCAGCGUUGACCUUUAUCUGCUCCCAGUGUCUUCCACAAUGUCUGCGCAACUCACUCCCUCGAAGCAGGCCGCCAGCUCUCUAGAGAACCUCAAGAUGAAUGAUUCCCCCGUCAAGAAGCUCAAUUUUGAAGCUGCCGGCAAAGAGAACGCUCCCGUCUCGAACCCCAUGGUCGACGUGCCGGCCACCAAGCCCGCUACAGAGAAGCCUGUUGAGCCUUCUAAGGCUGCUCUUGACGUCAAGGCUAUUGAGGCCAAUGAACCUCUGCUUCAAGAGAACCCUCACCGUUUUGUCUUGUUCCCUAUCAAGUACCAUGAGAUCUGGCAAAUGUACAAGAAGGCCGAAGCUUCUUUCUGGACUGCCGAAGAAAUUGAUCUCUCCAAGGAUCUUCACGACUGGAACAACCGUUUGAACGAGGACGAGCGCUACUUUAUUUCCCGCGUUUUGGCUUUUUUCGCCGCUUCCGAUGGCAUUGUUAACGAGAACCUGCUCGAGCGCUUCAGCGGUGAGGUGCAGAUUCCCGAGGCUCGUUGCUUCUACGGUUUCCAGAUCAUGAUUGAGAACAUCCACGCCGAGACCUACUCUCUUCUGAUUGAUACUUACAUCAAGGAGCCGAAGCAGCGCACCUACCUCUUUGAUGCCAUUGAUACCAUUCCUUGCAUUCGCAAGAAGGCCGACUGGGCUAUUAAGUGGAUCCAGGACAAGGAGUCCACCUUCGCUCAACGCCUCGUUGCCUUUGCUGCCGUCGAGGGUAUCUUCUUCUCCGGCUCUUUUGCCUCAAUUUUCUGGCUGAAGAAGCGAGGCUUGAUGCCCGGUCUUACCUUCUCCAACGAGCUCAUCUCUCGUGAUGAGGGUCUUCACACCGACUUUGCCUGCCUGCUCUUCUCGCACCUUAACUGGCGCCCAUCCAAGAAAGUUGUUGAGGACAUCAUCGUCGAGGCUGUCGCUAUCGAGAAGGAGUUCCUGACUGAUGCUCUUCCUUGCGCGCUCCUGGGCAUGAACGCUAAGCUUAUGUGCCAGUACAUUGAAUUUGUUGCUGACCGUCUCCUGGUCGCUCUCGGCAACAAGAAGUACUUCAACGCUACCAACCCUUUUGACUUCAUGGAGAGUAUCUCCUUGGCUGGUAAGACCAACUUCUUCGAGAAGCGGGUCGGUGACUACCAGAAGGCUGGUGUCAUGGCCAGCACCAAGAAGGAUCCCAAGCAAGACGAGACCAAGACCAGCGACGGCAACGGUUUGUCCUUUGACGAGGACUUUUAAACGGCGCAACAUUAUACCCCUUCCCUCUUUGUUUUGUUCAUUGAUUGAUGAUUAUUGAAGGAUACGCAUGGGCUCGGCGUUUGUAUAGGCGGUUUCUUUUGUUUAAUGUCUAAAUUGUCUUGUCUCAUGUCACGGUAUGGGAUACGGCAUGUAUUUAGUGAAUAGGAUAUCAAUUGUACAUUGGAUAGUUAAUUGGCUAUGCGCUGUAUUC
This is a messenger RNA of Aspergillus nidulans FGSC A4, 1511 nucleotides long. Its product is annotated as ribonucleotide-diphosphate reductase subunit RNR2. The coding region runs from base 80 to 1300 and encodes 406 amino acids. The transcript is spliced from 4 exons. Gene Ontology annotation, molecular function: oxidoreductase activity; ribonucleoside-diphosphate reductase activity, thioredoxin disulfide as acceptor. Lineage: Eukaryota; Fungi; Ascomycota; Eurotiomycetes; Eurotiales; Aspergillaceae. Gene Ontology annotation, biological process: deoxyribonucleotide biosynthetic process. The record is from RefSeq and is a predicted model, not a curated record.